Molecule: messenger RNA, 11382 nt
Organism: Psylliodes chrysocephalus
Lineage: Eukaryota; Metazoa; Arthropoda; Insecta; Coleoptera; Chrysomelidae
Source: the annotation of a GenBank genome assembly
AGCUGUGGAACUGGCAAACAUCUCUUCAAGGAAUGGGCUAUCGCGUCGCCAUGUCAUGUAAAAGCAAUGCGUCAUUGAUGUUUAACGCGUAAAAUGUAGAAAAUGAGUAUAUUUUGCAAUUUUCAAGUUACGUGAAGUAUCUAAUUGUACUUUAAAGUAUAACGAAGACGAUAGUUAUAUUUUUAAUUUCGGAUGACUAAUUUUUACGUGAAUAUUUUGUGAUUACAUGAUGACUUUUCAAAGAUGAGUGACGAAACUCCGGGGGUGGGGCAGGGUGCUCUGCCCCCGAGAGAGGGCCAAUGCCUUCGAGCCAUGGCAGAGCGCCCUGCUGUUAGUGGUGCUACUGUAAGGGUUGCUCAGGUUGUUGGUGGACAGUAUGUGUUGACAACACAAUCAUCUCAUGGUAUGCCAGCAUUAACACAGAUUUCAUCAGGUAACCUGACCGGAAGUACUAACGUCGCUCGCCUAAUAAACAUAAGUGCAUCAAGGGUAGGCCAAACAUCUCCCCUAAGGCCGAGCCUGGCCAACCAGUCUAUUGUAAAUGUCUUAACAAAGUCUCGGCCGAAUUCAAAUGUACGCUUACAACUGUUUCCAUCCGGAGAAAGUUCAGGAAAUAAUGUACAACAGCACAGCUCUCACGCGAGGUCUCUCAAAAGACCGUCGUCUUCCACCGGCGAAAAGAAAGAUAGUUACGCCACCAAGUUACAGCAUGUCAUGAACUAUCGCAUAGUACGGUCCAAAUUAGUGAAGGAAAAAUAUAACGAACAUUUGCUAGAGACGUACUAUUUGGAAACGGGAAACAACAUAUUAGAUUUGUACCAAUUUGCCAAAAGACCUAAAACUCAGGCGUAUCUAGCGUACCUCAAAGAACACGCCAUAGAUCCUAGAGAUUACCCAGAACUCUCCUGCAGCGUGAACGUCCCACAAACAACACCCAGUACACCAUCUGCUACCUCAGCUAGUUCUCUACCGGGUAUCUCGCAUACCUACUCUAUCCAGACUAGUAGUUCAACUGUAACGACACCAGAAAGUCAUAGUAACACUUCAACACCUAAAUCGACAACUGUCAAAAUGAAGUCUGCAUCUCACAGUAGUAGUGCUAGUCAGGAAAUGAUAGUAGAAAAGGCCAAACAAGAGGCUUACGUAGUUCAACGAAUAUCUGAUUUGCAGAAGGAUGGUUUAUGGUCGGAAAAAAGAUUGCCAAAAGUGCAAGAAAUGCCGCGGACGAAGGCCCAUUGGGAUUUUUUACUCGAAGAAAUGGUCUGGUUGGCAGCUGAUUUUGCGCAGGAACGCAAAUGGAAGAAAGCCGCUGCUAAAAAGUGCGCCAGAAUGGUUCAGAAAUACUUCCAAGACAAAGCACUAGCAGCUCAACGUGCAGAGAAAGCACACGAGCAGAACCUCAGAAGAAUAGCCGCUUUCUGCGCAAAAGAAGUUAAGAAUUUCUGGAAUAACGUCGAAAAACUAGUUGAGUAUAAACAGAAUACCAUUCUCGAAGAGAAACGGAAGAAGGCUCUAGAUCAGCAACUUAGUUUCAUCGUUGAUCAAACGGAGAAGUAUUCACAAUUGCUGGCUGAAGGGAUGAAUAAAACCGCUGAACAACCUCCUAGUUCAGCACCAUCGCGGUCGGUAUCGCGAGCACCUUCAGACACCGAAUUCGAUCCGGAUCUUCAGAGCGACGAGGACGACGAAGAGACCAUAGCGCAAGAAGAAGCAGCGCUAGGUAAUGCCGGACAGAAGGAGGAAAUCGAAGCGCUUCAAAAAGAAUCUCAGAUGGAUUUGGACGAUUUACUGGAGGACGACUUAUUGAGAAAUUACCUUUUGAAUCGCGACAACAUCCGGUUGAGCGAAUCGGAAGACUCCGACGACGAGGUGGAUUCUAAAAAAGGAGGCACCUCUAAGGCGGACGACGAAUCUGAUGCCUCUGAAUCCUCCAAAGAGGAAGAAGAGUGCGAAGAUUCGGAGGAGGAAAGCGAAGAUGAAACAAAAGUCACGGAAUCUACGACUCAGGGUGAACACGAGGAACUCAAAUUGUUAGUUGCAGAUUCUCAAAAAGAGGGAGAUAUGAAGACUGAAACCGAUACAAAAGACGACCUUAUCAACGACGCGGCUGCUAUAGCUGAGAGUAUUCAGCCAAAAGGAAAUACUUUAUCUUCUACUAAUGUCUCGACCAACAUACCGUUCUUAUUAAAAUUCUCCUUAAGAGAAUAUCAACACAUUGGUUUGGACUGGCUGGUGACCAUGUACGAAAGGAAAUUGAAUGGCAUCCUAGCUGACGAAAUGGGUUUGGGAAAGACCAUUCAAACUAUAGCGCUUCUCGCGCAUUUAGCAUGCGAAAAGGAGAACUGGGGUCCCCAUCUUAUAGUGGUGCCCACUUCGGUGAUGCUAAAUUGGGAAAUGGAGUGCAAGAAAUGGUGCCCGGCUUUUAAAAUUCUCACGUAUUACGGUACCCAAAAGGAGCGGAAGUUCAAACGGAUAGGAUGGACUAAACCGAACGCCUUUCACAUUUGUAUUACGUCUUAUAAACUAGUCAUUCAAGAUCAUCAGAGUUUCAGGCGGAAAAAGUGGAAGUAUUUGAUUUUGGACGAAGCGCAGAACAUAAAAAAUUUCAAGUCUCAGCGGUGGCAGUUGCUGUUGAAUUUUCAAACUCAGCAACGUCUGCUAUUAACUGGUACACCUUUACAGAACAACUUGAUGGAAUUGUGGUCUCUGAUGCAUUUUCUAAUGCCCAACGUUUUCCAAUCACAUCGGGAAUUCAAAGAAUGGUUUUCUAAUCCCGUUACGGGGAUGAUAGAAGGAAAUUCCGAAUACAACGAAAGUAUUAUUAAGAGGUUACACAAGGUGUUGAGGCCAUUUCUGUUAAGAAGGCUGAAAAGCGAAGUAGAAAAACAAAUGCCAAAAAAAUACGAACACGUCGUCAUGUGUAGGUUAUCAAAGAGGCAGAGAUAUUUAUACGAUGAUUACAUGUCUCGAGCAAAGACAAGGGAAACAUUGGUCAGUGGAAAUUUAUUAAGUGUGAUAAAUGUAUUGAUGCAACUAAGAAAAGUCUGCAACCAUCCAAAUCUAUUCGAAGUGAGACCGACAAUAUCGCCUUUCCAAAGCGAGGGUAUUAGAUUACAUAUUCCAUCCAUUGUAUACUCUGCUUUAGACUACGAUUUUACAAAACAUGUUAACCUUCAAGCUCUAAAUCUCCUAUUAAUUAUGCAAGAAAUUCAUUUCGCUUCCUAUCAGUGCUAUCGAAUGCGGCAGUCUAGAAAUUCGAAGAAAAUUAUAGAAAUUGAUAAAAUGAGUGUUAAAAAUCCGCCACCGAUACCACCUUGUAAAUUAGCCAUGCGAGUUUUGCCUGAUAAAAUUAGCAACAAUACUGUUAAAGAAGGCAAAAGAGAGAUGCCAAUUUUGACGCCAACUCAACCGCCACCAUUACAACUGAAGAGUAUCGGACAGCAAAAUAUGAAAGUAAAAGUUUCUGGCGUGCAACUAGUCAAUCCACAGGGUAUUUUAAAAAAUUUAGCUAUUCCCGUUGUGAAUAUAUCACAAGGAGCGACGGGUCAUAUAGGUACACCUGUCAGCGUGACGUCUGUAUUAAAACCACCUGAUAAAAUAUCUGCCAGUUUUGCCCAGUUGGUGCAAACGUCCACUGGCAAGCAUUUAUUAUUGACGUCGAAUCCAAAUAUUACUGCAAACAUCCCAGUGACGUCGACGACAUCAGGUGGGCAAAAAUUAACGUUCCUGUCUAAACAACCGGUGUCUACGAUAGGAAAUGCGGGUCAUUCUGUCACAAAAGCUUAUGUCAAAUUCCAGUUGACAUCCGUGACAACGGCAACAACUUUCACAACUGUUACUACAGCGAAUUCCAAUACCAUUUCCAUAGUAAAGAGCGAUGACAACAAAGCAAAAGGUGUUCGUACUUCUGUUGGCAUUGAUUAUAUAGGUAAACUUUAUUCUAAACAAAAUAGUUUGGAUGUGCGGUGGAAUAACGAUGAGAAGAAUUUAGGUUUAACAAAUGAAGACGAUCCUAAAGGGGAACGCAAAAAUAGACUAGCGCUAAUGGCCAAAAUAAACAAAGCCCGAUGUUCGGCUCUGCCGUUGUACGGACGAGACUUCCAAGAUGCCGUCAAAAUAUUUUCUCCCAAUAAAUUAAGUGCUUGGGACGGCGGUGGUGUUCAUUGCUUGAACGCUUUGUACAAUAAAAACAUGAAAGACUGUACGGAUUGUCUGAAAGACAUGCUGUAUAAUCCUGAAAGGAGGUUAGAGGAUCUCAAAGAUACUUUUGACCGAUUUAUUAUUUAUGUACCUGCCGUAAAAGGUGUAGAACCUGAACAGCAAGUGUGGCAUCCGCCGCCUAGCAAAUACUGGGGCCAAAAACAAGAUAAGCAUCUUAUACAGAAAUUGUUCCUUAAACCAGCUACACCUCUUCAUAGCAUCGCUUCUGCCAUGGUCACUCAGUUCCCGGAUCCAAGACUUAUCCAAUAUGAUUGUGGAAAGUUGCAAACCCUUGACGUACUAUUGAGAAAAUUAAAAGCAGAAGGGCAUAGAGCACUUAUAUUCACACAAAUGACAAAAAUGUUGGACGUUUUAGAGGCGUUUUUGAACUACCAUGGGCACAUAUAUCUUAGGUUAGAUGGUACGACAAAGGUGGAUCAGAGACAGGUCCUUAUGGAACGGUUCAAUGGUGACAAGCGAAUCUUUGCUUUUAUUCUGUCCACGCGUUCUGGUGGUGUCGGCGUGAACCUCACUGGAGCGGAUACUGUGAUAUUUUAUGAUUCCGAUUGGAAUCCAACUAUGGACGCUCAGGCACAAGAUCGUUGUCAUCGAAUUGGACAAACCAGAGACGUACACAUUUAUAGAUUAGUCAGCGAAAGGACAAUAGAGGAAAAUAUACUAAAGAAAGCCAAUCAGAAACGAUUACUCGGAGAUCUAGCGAUAGAGGGCGGUAACUUCACUACAGCCUACUUUAAGAGUACUACAAUUCAAGAUCUAUUCAACAUUGACCAAAACGAAGAAAACGCGGCUACGAGGAUGUCCGAAGUGAUGGAAAUGAAGAAAGAUCGAGAGAAGGCAUUGGCGGGUGAAAGUUCCGCUGUGGACGAUAAGGCAGCGGUGGGAGCAUUAGAAAACGCUUUGGCUGCAUGCGAAGACGAUCAAGACGUUCAAGCCGCCAAGACUGCCAAAGCGGAGGCGGUGGCAGACCUAGCGGAAUUCGACGAAAACAUUCCUUUGGACGAACAGGAGAAAGAAAAAGAACCUGAGAUCAGCAAGGCCGAACAAGAAAUCAACAACGUUAUAGAGAAGCUGACUCCCAUAGAAAAAUACGCAAUGAAGUUCAUCGAAGCGACUGAAUCUGCUUGGUCGGCGGAGCAACUAGCUGCAGCUGAAAGGGAAAUCGAAGAGCAAAAGAGGGAAUGGGAACAAAACCGUCUGGCGGCGAUGAAGGAAGAGGAAGAACGAAGGGCGCGCGAACUGGAAGAGGAAGGCGAUAUUAUCACGUUUUCAAGAGAGGACGCCGGCAAUCAGGUUAGCUCUAAAACUAAAAAGUUAAAUAGAACUAGUAGAUUGUUAAAUAAUAAAGACAGAAGGGGUAGGAAAAAAUCUCAAUUGACGUCGGAAGGUAAGCAAAUCAAAAAGUUAAACGCAAAGAAGGUCUCUCAAAAACCCAAAGAGACGCCACAGGAACCGGUGGAAGUAUUUGAAUCAUCACAAAUGGAGGAAUCUCAAAACACCGAUACUGAUGAUAACACGAUCGAAAGUGGCGAAUCUGAUAAAGAAGAAUCGCUUGAAACGAAAGGCGUUUCUAAUCAUGUAGAUCACAAUUCUCCGAGAACCAGAUCUAGAGGUACUGUAGCUAUAAAUUUAUGGACUUUAGACGUUAGUCCAAUUUUACCCGGAGAAAAACCCAUGAGAAAACAAGGGGAAAACAAGAAAUAUUCUAAACGCUAUAAAUCUGUCUCGGUCUCUGAAGAUGACAUUGACAGUCAACCGGAUUCGGAUAAUCAUAAAACGAUACCAACUAAAAGGAAGAGAAGACGAAAAAAUAACAGCAGCCUAGAACCGUCUGAAGAUGAAGUAGCAAAUGAAGAUAAAGAGGAAUCUAACGUGAAACCUGGGACAAUUAUAACCAAAAGCAAAAAUUGUAAAGUAGUAUUAAAUAAUAUAAUGUCCGAUAAAAGGUAUAAAAUUAAGGAAAUUCUUAAGAUAAAGGAUGAAAUGGAAAUAGCUACAGGUAAUCAGGACGAAACUAGUAUUAAAAAAAUUGAUAUAAAUAAAGAAAGUCAAGUGAUUAACAUAAUCAGUACUGAAAAUAAUAUAAAUGAAAAUAAACAUGAAAGUAUAUCAGAAAUUGAAGAUGGUAACAAUACAGCUGAAUCAUCACUUGAUGAUAUUCUGGAAGAAGAAUUUCCUACCAAAGACGAAGAUAAACUAGACGAAUCAUGUCUUAAUGAUAUUUUGGAAGAAGAGUUUCCUACCAAUGAUGAAGAAGUAGAUGAAGAUGCUCUGCUUAAUGACACCAAAGAUGAAUAUAUGUCUGACAAUUAUAUUAAAAAAGACAAAGCUGACAAAGGGGUUGCUGUUUCUGAAGAACAAGAUACUACAGAUAUUGAAAACAAGAAUGAUAACAAACCUUCCAGUGUUUCUGAAGAUAAAGAUGAUAGGGAAUUUGAAAAGUACUCAAUUAUUGAUACUUCUGAUUUAUGUGACUGGGAAUCUGAAUACAUCACAAAUUAUAAGAAAACUUUUUCUGAAGAUAAAUAUACUAAUUAUUCUGAACCCAAAGAAAGGAAUCUCUCUGAGCAGCAGAACACAAAAGAGGAUGCUCUUGAUGGGGAAAAAGAUACAAUUGAUGUUAAACAUAAAGAGAAAAUUGAUACAUAUUGUGUUGAUAAAACUGAAGAUCAACUAAAAAUUGAUGAAAAGAAUAAGGAACAUGUUAAAUUAGAAAACGAAGUAAAAUAUGUUAAUGUAUGUGAUAAUAAAAAUAAAGGUAGUAACGUUGAGUUGCAUAAAGAAAUAGCACAAUCAGAUAGUGAUGAUUAUAAGCUGGAGUGUUUAAUAGAACCACCGAAUAGUUGUAACCAAAAUAGUUUGCACUUAAAUACCUCCGAAUCUUCCGAUUUGGAAUCGCCCAAGGAGAACAUCAUAAACAAUAAAUGUCACUUGGAUAACGGUGUUUCGGAAUUAAAUAAAAUCCCUACUAUAGUAACGUUUGACAGAAAUGUUACUUUUAGGUCGCCGGAACCCAGAAAAAAUUAUAAAAAAUUCGGGAAGUUUUCGAACAAUCGGACUUUAGAUGGUUGGGUAAAGAGAAAGCCUGCCGAUUCGGUGAAAUUCGGCGGUAAAUAUGGAAGGCCGGAUUCUUGUAGUGGUUCUCACGAUAAAUACUAAGAAAUAUUAUUUGAAAAUGGGCGGUUUAUUUUUUGAUUCAAUUUAACUCUAAAAAGUCUGAAAAUGUAUCAUUUUAUAGAAAACGUAGCAGAAGUUACGAUUAGUAAUAUUAUUAUUUAUUUCAUUUUGCUAAAUGUCACUGGUCUUGUUUUUGCACAUUUUCUAUACAGAGUGUUUUUAAUCAUGAUUUAAAGAUUUAAUACUGCUUGCUAUAUUGGAAACUGUAAAACGUAGAAAAUUGUAUAAAUGGUAAAAAAAUUGUGUAAAAGAAAAAAAAAAUUUGCGUCUUUAUUUUUAUAUGCAUUUUCUAUACGAUGCAUUGUAUUUUUAGGACCAUCAUCAGGCUAUCUUUUUUAUUUUGGAUUGUAACUUAUUUCUGCCAUAUUCACCAUUUUUAUAAUAAUUCUCAGGCAAAAUAGCGAGUUAGUACUUCUGUUUAUUAACAGUAGGUUAACACUCUCACUGCCAGUGUAAUAUUAAUACACCCCUAUUGUAACAAAGGUGCAAUGUACACAAAUAACUUUUUGUUUUAAGCUAAAAUGUAACCUUGAUGUUAGGGCUACAGCUCGAUAUAUAGAACUUUUGCUUUUGACGAUUCUUAAUAGUUUAGGAUUGUUUCUCAUUAAAACAGGAUUUGCAAUAAUGUGGAUUGCAUUCACAUUGUUUUCUAUUGAUGUAAAAAAAUGUUACACUUGGCACAGGAUAGUAAUUUCCUUUGCAGGCCAGUGACAUUAUUGUACACCCUACGAAAAUAAACUAAAAAAAAUAGAAAAAAACACCAAAUAUAACCUUCUAAUAGCAAAACAACAUAUAUCAAAAAACAAAAAAACAAAAAUUGGCUGGUGUACUUUAAUGUUACACCUGCCGGUGAGAGUGUUAAUAAUUCUGGUGUCAACUUAACACGCCAACUUCCUUUAUUAUUUUUGAGACUUUGUUCUUUGUAUGUCUAAAUUCCAACUAGAACAUUCCAGUUUCUAUAGCGUUUCUAGUAUGUUUUGUAAAGUUUCAAUAAUAGAAAGGAUAUGAAAGAUGUAAUUUCAUUAAUAAUUGUAGAACGGUAAAUUAAGUUUGGGAAAUAAAAAGUACCAAUGUCGUUUUUAACAAACCAAAGCAGGAAGACAAUAGUAAAUUAGGGAAGUCUAUUCUUUUGAAUCUUAAAAAAUCUCUUAGUUUCUGUCCACUAUUUUUACAACAAAAACAAUAAAUUUACAUCAGAUAACUAUGAAAACGGUAUCAACUUCCCAAACUAAAAGCUGAUAACUUUAACUUUGAUAGCCCCUAAAUAUGGUUGCUGUUGUUGUUGUUUAGUCGUUUAAUGUCUUUUAUGGUUUGCAAUAUAGCAAUAAUAAAUUUAAGAAAGAAAAAACGCCCUGUUAUAUUUUGAGUCGAAAAACAAAGCGAACAUUUUCAAUUACAAUGGUGAAUCUCUUCCCCCAUCUGAACUUUAACUAGAAAUUGUAAAUUACUUAUUUAUAACUAAUAUGUGAAAAUGUGAUUUAGAGAGUUAUCCUGUACAGAACAUUAGGUUUAAUAGUUUUUUUACGGAACAAUUUUUAUUGCGCAUAUUUGUAAAUUAUAGUGUGAUUGUGUACAUGUUGGUUGCCUUCCAAAAAGACAUUUAAACAAUUGGAAAAGCGAUUUUUUUUCUAAUUUUCAUUACUGUUGAUUUAUUAAUUUAUUGAUGUUUUUGAAACUUUUUUCUUUAAUUUUAUUGUUCAACUGGACUAUAAUUUUUGAAAUCGCUUUUGGCAUUUUUUAUCAGAAAUUUUUGAGUUAACAAAAUAAAAAAAAUAUAUUAAUUGGCAUGCAAAUAAAAAAUUUUAAAAAUGGUUUUAGUGCAAUAAAAAAACAUUCUAUGAAAAUGCCUAAAUGCGAUAUUCUGUUGUAAAUAUUUAUUUGUGUGGUUUAAUGCAAUUUUUUAUCUAAAUCUUUAUUUUUUUUAUAUUUUAUUUAAAAAAUUUACGUAUAUUAUACAUUAUUAAUUUCUGGAAAAAUAAAGCAUCAUUGUUUUUGGUAAAUAUGAGUGCCUUUGACAAAAAAAAAACAAAAAAAAAAAAUAAUGUAGAGUUUCGAAUUAUAUAACUUUUUUUUAUUAAACUAUUGCACUGGACCACACCUUGUUCAGGUUUUAAAUUUGAAUUCUGACUUGAGAAAUUUUGCAUUUCAAAAUAUACAAAGUUCUAUUUUUUCUUACGUUAUUGAUAUGUCAUGGAAAAUUUUUCACGUCACCUACAGUAUCACAUUUACCAGUAAUGUACAUACUUAAUACAUAUGAAAAAAAAAAAAAAAUAAAGAAGUUCUCUUGCAAAUGUUUUUUGUUGUUUGUUUUGCGGGGUGGACGUGGGUUUUGGUGCCUUCUUUGCUCUCAAUGUCCGCAGCGGGCACCAAAACACUGCCCCGCUGGACAUGAGCAAGUGGGCUUCUUUAUAACCCUCGAACCACCCCACAGUCACCCGAUAAAUCCUUAUUUUAUUUUGAAACUACUGAAUAGCUUGAUUGGAUAUGUGACAAUUUUUUAACUCGACGAUCACUAGAAGUUUUACAAAUUAAAUUGGUUUAUUUAAAGAUUGGAAUACAAAGUAAAAAAUCUAAAUUUGCAUCCAUAACUAAGUUCUAUACUGAAUUCGUGACCAAUGGAAUCUAAGGAUUAGGUGUCCGUAUUUGUUAUUCUUAUAGUCUAUUUUUAUGUAUGAGAUAGUAUUAAAAUAAAGCGUUCGUAAUCCAUAGGCGUACCACUUCUUUUAGUAGACAGUUAAAAUAUUUUUGAAGUUAUUCCUCAAGUAUACAUUUAUAUUUUCACCUAAUUAACCUGCUUAUAACUUCUAAACAGCUGAAGGUAAAAAAGUGCAAAAUGUUUUAUUUUUCCACAAGGUAUGUUAAAAACAUUGUGUCAAACGGGUUAUGUAGGUAUAAGGGUUUAAACUUUGACUUUAAAACAACGUUACGUUCAUAAAUAAUAAUUUUAAUAUAAAAACUACUUCUUACCUACAAAUCCAAAUCAGAAUCGAAAUCCGAAGAUGAACUGUCGCAACCAAUAUUUACAAUGAGUGGCUCGAUCAUUUCAUCAGUAAUAUUGUUCAACUUCCACAUUUUCUCUUCUUCUUUAAUCGUAUGAUGUACUGCCUUUUCCCAGUUUUCAGGCUUCACAUUAUUUACAACCUCCAAAAACAACUGUUUAACAUCACUCAUUUUAAAAGAAUUAUUUUUUCUUCAAACUUCUCCCUUUAUCUGUGCCCAUAUCAGUUCAAUCGGGUUUACUUCGCAAUGAUAUGGUGGUGAUCUAACCACCGUCAUCCCACGAUUUUUUGCAAUUUCAUAUUUUUUGAAUUUUUCUUUAUGAAGGGAACACAAAUGAUACAGUUCUUUUCUCACAGAACCGGGAUGGAACUUAAUAUUCUUUGAAUUUAGCCAAUUCUGUAAAUCUUUUUUUAACCACUUGGUAGUGGGCAUUUUUUCUAUAAGUCUCGAGUAAUAACUUGCAUUAUCCAUUACUAUUAUACAGUUCUGAGGAAGAAGAUCUAUAAUUUGUUCGAACCACUCUUUAAAGACAUCAGCAUUCAUGUCCUCAUGGUGGUCACCGGUACGAGUAGAUUCAAAAGUCAAUAAACCACCUUUAACAAAACCGUUUGAACUACCGAUGUGCACUAUUAUUAGUCUGCGCCCCUUCCCUGAUGGUGGAUUUAAACCAGUAGAUAAAUUAUUAAAAAAAGCCUGUCUUCGACUUGUAACAGUUUCAUCUUGCCAAAAUUUAUUUGGUUUAUGUCCCUCGUUGAUCCAUGUCCAUAAUAUAUAUUUCUUCUUUGGUUUCUCAUUUCUUUUAUAGUCCUUAGGUAAUUUCUUCUCCAUACUACAAUAUCGCUUCUUUCUAUUAAAAUAGACUUUCUGGAAUGCUUUUUCCAUAGAAAACCUAUUUCUUUUAAAAGUUUCCAUAGUGUGCUUCGAGUCAUUUCAGGGUAAUCCUUAUCAUCUCGAACCGUGGCAAGAACUUUGUCUACUGUCGGAAAU